This is a messenger RNA of Dimorphilus gyrociliatus, 5956 nucleotides long. Lineage: Eukaryota; Metazoa; Annelida; Polychaeta; Dinophilidae. The record is from the annotation of a GenBank genome assembly.
ACUGUCUAUUUUAGUAUAGAGUAGUUCAAACCACGUUUAUUUGAGCGACAAUACAGCGAUGACAAGUUUAGCUCGCCAAUUAAAAAGAUUAGCAGUUAACUCUGAAGCAUUUGCUGUUGAUCGAGAUUUGGAAAAAUGCUCUUUAAUAUUUGAUCCAAAGCAAGCAGCAUCUAUUGAUCUUGAUGACUUUUAUGAAAUAGGAAUAUCGGGAUUAGACGACUUAGAAAAACUUGAUCCAUCUUUUCAACAAUUUCGAGAUUCGCUGUUCCAUUUAUCAAGUAAAACAUUGCAAAGAGCAAUUUUACAAACUGAAAAGCAUGAAGAAUUGCAGUCUCAAAUCAACAAAUUCUUAAAUUACUGCGUUCCAUGGUUUCAAUUAGAGUGUACAAAGAAAGCAUUGGAAUGGCUAGUACAAAGAUUUAGGAUACAUUUUUAUGAUGUUAAUGCUCUUGUCCAAGCAUCUUUACCUAGUCAUGACUCUCCAAUCUUUGUUAAAAUAAUUAAAAUAAUUAAUUUUGACAAAUGUCAUAAGAAAUGGAAAUUUUUAGAGGAUUAUGCUAAAGAAGGAGUGCAACCUACAAAAACAGCUCUAAUGAAAUUAGCAAUUGAUCUCGAGCUCCUUCAAAGUUCAGUUGAUCUAUUGAAUAACACCAUUGAAAUUCAAGGACCAGUUAAUUCAGCGCUAGAUAUAUGUUUUUCAUAUGUAUCUUCUUUAUGUAUUGGUUGUAUGAACCAUGUUAAAUUUAAUGAUAAACAUGUUACGUUACUUUUGUCUGUUUUUUCAACACUUUUUGAUUCGGAGAUGAAAUCUGGUAAAUUGACUGGAUUUUUCAUAGCUUCCUAUUUGCUAUCUAAACAUACCUUGGAAAAGAAAAUAGUGUUAAAAAUUCUUGCAGCCGGAUUUAAGAAAGUAGAUAAACAGGUUUGUACUGUGGCUGUACAAACUUUAGCUUUAUCUUUUCAACAAAAGCAAUUGAAUGGUCUAUCAAAAAAAUUAAUUAAAUAUUUAUGCAACAUUGAGAAACUAUCGGAUAUACUUAAUGAAAUAGGCAAUAUUCGAUUUACUAGCUUCAUUAUUCAAGCUUUGAUUGAAAAGGCCUGUGAAGAUGAUGAUGACGAAAAUCUCACGAAAACAAUUAAAAGUCUCAUAAAAAAUUGCUCUAUACAAGAAAAGAAAGCUGCUUGCCUAAUAAUAAUUCUAUUUAAACAUUUGACAAAGGACAAAUCCUCAAUGAAUCGGCCAGGACUCUUGAAAUUGCUUCAAGUUUUUGAGAAACGUUUUUCAGCUGCAUUUGAUAUCGCUAUUUAUGUAUGUGACGAGCUUCAAGGACUACACAAGAUACUAAACAGAAAUACCUUAUCCGAUAAACCUGAUUGCGCAGAAACUUCUCUAACUAUGAAUAUUUUCCAUACAAGCGCAAUUCAUAGAGUAACCGGCAUUCAAACUCUAAAAGAAAUGAUUCAAACUAAUGCGUUUUUGGAUGAAAAGUUGCUCUCAUAUGUCAUUUAUAAUAAGUUAGAUUGGAAAGAGGAGGGGCAAUAUAAAGUUAUUUCAGCUUUAUUAGAUUUGACUGAAAAAUUUAUUGAAUGUAGAGAUAAACUUAAAAGUAUAUUUGAUGCAUCAAAACUUACUGAAACCUUGUUUAAAGUCUGCCUCGGUUGUGAUAAACAGGAAAAGAAAUCUAAAAUGAUAAAAAUUUAUGAAAAGUCACUAAUGCUCUUAUCACACGUGUGGCAACUUGAUGAUAAUGGAAAAUUACCAAUGGAUAUGCAGAUUAAAUUCUUUUCGCUAUUUAUUAUUAAUUCCAAUGAAUUUCAUAAAUUGCUUAUCGAAUUUUGUAAACAACACCGUCCAUUAGUUUGUUUCGAGCUACAAAAAUUCUUAAAAAGUAUCAAUUUGGAGGAAAUUUUAAAACCAAGUGAAAAUUUAAACAAAAUAGCCGAGAUUUUGUUAAAAAAUAAGACUGAAAAUUCAAUAUUAAGCUAUCUUCGGUCAUCGUGGAAAGAUAAAUCAGAUUUUCAAUUCUUACUGUCAUCUAUCUGUCAAAAUAUGUUCCAUCUCUGUAAAACCAGAAAAGAUUGGGAGUAUGUAUGGAGUUUUUGCGCUGAAUUGUUAGAAGAUAAUUUCGAUUUAUCAGGAGUUGAUAAAACGGUGUUUGAUGAGGCAAAUUUAGAAAUCUGGUUAGACAUAUACCAGGAGGAAGAACUCGUUAAAGUUUCCAAAAUAUUUUGUAUUCUUUCUUCAGUAGCAUCCAUUAAAGCUGGUAAUUUAGGAAAUUUUAUGUCACCUGGUCAGGUUGAAAAUGAACUCAGGGCUUUGAGAAAAUUUAGUGCAUUAGGUUGUAUAAAGAAAAUGAAAAAGAAACUAACAAAAGUUGUUCACGAUUUAAUGAUGGAAAAUGUUACAUUUGGUGUUGAAGUUUUCAAACUAUUACCCGCUCUAAAGCUGAAUGAUACGGUUUGUGAAAAUUUCUGUAUCUAUUUAACUGACAUUGAUGAGGAUGGAAAAACACCUAAACCGAAUUUCUUACUGUGCCUCAUUUUACUAUUGUCACCCGAUUCGAACGAACGUAGCUGGAGUAUUAGUACCCUUAAAGCUAUUAAAAAAAAUUUAAGUUCACCAUGGAAAAAAUUUUUUGAGUACGUCUUGGAAUUUACAAAUGAAAUUAUUGUUGAUCAAAAGUGCAUUAUUUCGGUGAUGAAAAAAUAUCUAGCUCAACACAGAAGCUCAGCUUUUAAUGAAGGCUUAAAAAGUCUAUUUUUUGAUAAAGAUACAUGGCCUGAGCUAAGACGUUUCCUUACCAUUCUUGUUCAUAAAGCUAAAUCAACAGCUGUGAACGAGAUCUUGAUAAAACUGAAUGAUAGUAUACUUAAAACUGGGUCAGAUCUUCAAACUACUGAUAUUCAAACUGUUUGGUUAAUUAUCAAAAAGUUUAUUGAUUGCGGUGUGGGAUUGGAAUCGAUUGUAAAAACUUUAUCUACACCUUUUGCUUGUGCUGUUUUACCCCAGUUAGAGAAUAUUGAAGAUGACGAACUACAACAAUCGUUCAAGAGCCUGAAAAAUCGACAAGAAAUCAUUACUGCUGUAUUAGAUGUUGCUUUCUUUGACUUUUCAACUUCAGAAACCAGACGUCAAGUUCAAGGUUUUUUGACAAAGAUGGAUUUAACUUUUAAUGAAGUUGAACAUGAGUUUAACUGCUUAUAUUCCAAAGAUGGAAAAAGUCUGAAGGAGAGAAGAAUGAAAGAUACUGAAGAAAUAAUUAUAGAGAGAUUAAAAUGGAUAAGAAUAAGCAUUCUUCUACAAGCUUUGUGCAUAAAAGAUGAAAUAUCCGACUGGCAACUCUUUUUACCAUGUUUAUUUAAAGUUUUGCACUACUUGAAUAUCGCUGAAAGACAGAAAGAUACAAUUGAAUAUAAAACUGAUCUUGAUUUUAAUAAACAACUUGUGUUAACUCUCCUCAAUAGUUUAUGCACUGUUUGGGCAUCAUCCAAGAAUAGCGGUUUAAAACAAGAGAGCGUAGCUAUGGACGAUCUUCUACUAUGCUUAAGGUCAUCGUCUAACUUGCAUAUUAGGCAGCAAGCUCUGUUGGUCCUAACAAGUCUUGCUGAAUUAUAUCCAGACUAUAUUGUUAACAAUCUUUUAUCAUUGUUAUCAUUUAUGGGUGAAGAUUUAUUACCCCAAAUGGAUGAUGAACACUCUCUGAAAGUAGUUGAGAAUACUGUUAGAUCUCUCUUACCUGUUCUAGAACGAUUCGAUAAACAAUACGAUUUGCUUCGAGUUAUCGUUCAGGGUCGAAAAAGAGUGCCAUCUCACAGACGCCAAGCUUUAUAUUCAGAACUAUUCGAUAUUUUAAAUAUACCCACUUACUUACCAAUGUUCAUAGCAAUGCUAUCAGAAGAUAUAUGCAAAACUGCAAUUAAAAGAGAUGAUUUAAAGAAGACCAUUGAAAACGAAAUAAAUUUAAUCUUUGAAAAACGUCAAAAUCAGUGCAAACCUGAAGAUAUCGCAGAUGCUUGUUUGGGAAUUUUGGAAUUUACUGGCAGAUUUGCCGAAGGUUCCAGCAGUCUACCAGUAAAACCCUCUAAAUUAGUAAUGAAACAAAAAAGAGAAUAUUUCUUCCCAGUCGUGGCUGAAACUUUAUCUGUUAAUCAACUUUGUUAUAUACUGAUGUCUUCAGUUUUCUCCUGUCAUUAUCUGUUGGAAUACCUAUCAUCAUUUAAGCUUGAAGAUGAGGCUAGUGACGCAUUUACACUGAAGUGUUCUAACCUGAUAGAAGUUUCGGCAAAGUUAACAUCUGCAUUUUUAAGUUAUGUCAACGUGAAAGAUUCAUCAAUCCCCACAUCAUUCUGGUUAAGCUUACAAAGCUUAUUUAAAGACGACAACAUGGGAAAAGUUAUGCAGUUAUUAGACGCAGAGCAAUUUUCGGAUGUAUUGAAAACUUUACUAAGCAAAAAAGACGACGUUAUAAUUAAAAAAAUGAACAACUUAGCUCCAAUCUUCCUUCGUUCAAUGUCUAGGCGAGUUCUAACUGAUGCUGAAAAUAGUGCUUUAAAAAAUCUUUUGGUCACUUUCUCUAAACUUAUUGACUCAUCAAAUCAAAUAGAAAAAAUAACGGCUUACGUUUGCUUAAGAUUCUUAAGUAAAAUGUUAACACCUACUGAAGCAAAUGCUUUCAAAGAUAUUCUAAAAAAAUUGAUAAAACAUCUGAAAACAGAAACAGAUAAGCAAGUAAUCGGUAAUAUUUUUAUGUGUGCUGGUGAAAUAAUGCAUCAAUUGGGUGCGACAGCCAUUGUAUUUUUGUCAGAAAUUUUGGAAUCUUUAUUUUUACAUAUUGAGAGUGUUAAUGACCUGUCAAAUUUGAAUGUUCAAUUUUUAACUGCGUGCCUUAAUACGUUAGCAAGGAUUUGUAUGAAAAUGAUCAGGUUUUUAGGACCAUUUUUGGAAAGAUUAUUAAAAACCAUCUCAAAAUUAUCGGCAUAUAAAACGGCGAAGAACACUGAACGACUUAAUUUAAUCAAGGAUUGUUUAGUAAAUAAUAUUGAAAUAAGAGUGAUCUUACCAGUCUUGAAACAACAUGCUGACGCUCAUCUUCUGGAAAUAUUGCUUAGUUCAGUUGAAAUAAUGAACGUAAAAGAUAUUGCUACAUAUUAUUCUCAAAUUGUGGAUGUGGUUUGUGCUGCAUUGGAAAGUCAAACCGAGAGUUUAGACAUCUCUAGUAGAAUCCUCUACUCAGUAGCAAUGAAAAGCCGUCAAGAUACUUUUAAGGCCAUUUUGUCGAAUUUCGUAUCUUGGGCUACUGUCAACGAAGAAGAUAUUGUAUUUAGAAGGAAGAAGGUUUUACUUCAGUUAACUUCAAUGCUCGCAGGAAAGUUGCGAUCAGCCUUCACAAGAUGUGCUGCCCCCAUAUGGCCCUUAAUUAUGGAAACUCUUGAAGGUGAAAGUGAAAGUGUUGAAAACGCCUUAAAGACCGUAGCAGAAUGCGUAUACUAUGAGCAAGAUGUUCAUUUGGAUGACAGAACUAUUGGUCAACUAGUUACUCUUAUUACGAAUAAAAUAGGUAAAGGUGAUACACUUAAAGCAUUAUCUGGAUUGGCUGUUGCCAAAUCAGCCGAUUCCAAGAAAGUCGUUGAAGAAAUAGUAUCGAAAUUUACGGAACCUGACCCUAAUAUUAAAAUUAGUGGAAUGAAAACAAUAGGUGAUAUUGCGAAUAAAAUGGGUGGAGAAUUCUUAGAUCUUAUGCCAGAUAUUGUACCGUCCUUGCACGAACUUAUGGAAGAUGACGACGAAGACGUUACAAAGGCUGUACAUAAAAUUCUCACAGAUAUGGAAGAAUCCGUUGGACAGGAUUUACAAACAUUCUUCUCUGGUUAAUUGAUAGAUAUAUUUUGUUUUUUGUUUAUGAAAGUUUAUAAAACAAUAAAUAAACCUCAAUAUAAACAUAUAUUACAAUAGAAA